Molecule: messenger RNA, 3398 nt
Organism: Dermacentor silvarum
Lineage: Eukaryota; Metazoa; Arthropoda; Arachnida; Ixodida; Ixodidae
Gene: Traf4
Product: TNF receptor-associated factor 4-like
Biological process (GO): positive regulation of JNK cascade; tumor necrosis factor-mediated signaling pathway; regulation of apoptotic process
Cellular component (GO): plasma membrane signaling receptor complex
Molecular function (GO): protein binding; zinc ion binding
Source: RefSeq, a predicted model, not a curated record
CUGAUGCCGUGUGCCACGGUUCGUACCGCCGUCGUGCUCUCGGCAGCGCCGUCGUUUCUGCUGACGCGCUGUGGCGUGGCGCGCUCCCCGCUUGGGCUUACAAGUUAUCCGGGAUCUUGUCCGAUUUGCGCGAAGCAGAGGGACGGUGGUCUGUGUUAGAAGGACUCUGUCCCAUGAUGCCGUCUCGAAGGGGACCCAUGAUCGACGACCAACUCAUUCUGCCGGCGAGGCCUCCGGCAGCCAAGCGGUGUCCAGUCUGCAAGGCAUUCGGCUCCGAGCGGAUGCAGCACGCGAGCCAGUGUCCCCUGGAGCCCGUGUACUGCGAGAACAAAUGCGGCGUCAAGGUGUCGCGGCGGUUGCUGCAGGAGCACCGCACCAACGACUGCACCAAGCGGCUCGUGCCGUGCCCCUACUGCCGCAAGGAGUUCGUCUUCGACACGCUCAAGAACCACAUUCCCAAGUGCCCGCGUUACCUGGUACAGUGCCACCAAUGCGAGACAACGAAGAUCCCACGCGAAGACCUGGAGCACCACCUCAAGGAGUUCUGCCCCGCUGCGGCUGUGGGUUGCGUUUUUAAGGAUCUGGGCUGCAAGUUCAAGGGUUCGCAGUUCGCGCUCGACCAGCACCUGGAUGAGAGCAGCAAGAACCACCUGGGUCUGCUGUGCGGCAUCGUGUCACGACAGCAGCAGCAGAUCUCGGCGCUUCGCACCGCGCUCCACGGUCUUGUGGCCAACACCACGGGCACGCUUCUCUGGAAGAUCUCCGACUACUCGCACAAGAUGGCGGAAGCCAAGGCCCAAGAGGGUGGCCUCGAGAUUUGCAGCCCGCCGUUCAGCACCAGCCCGUACGGCUACCGGCUCAUGGCCACGCUGUUCCUCAACGGCAACGGCUCCGGCGAGUCGACGCACCUGUCCGUCUACAUCAAGCUGUUGCCGGGCGAGUACGACUCGCUGCUACCGUGGCCCUUCGCGCACACGGUGUCGUUCGCGCUGCUAGACCAACCGUCGACGCCCGACAAGGCGUGCCACAUCGUUGAGAGCUUCGUGCCGGACCCGACGUGGAAGAACUUCCAGCGGCCCAGCCGCGAGCCGGACGCCCUGGGGUUCGGAUUCCCGCGCUUCGUGUCGCACGAGAUGCUCAAGAAGUGUCACUACGUGCGCGACAAUGCCAUCUUCAUCAAGGUCACCGUGGACGAGAGCAAGAUCAUCGCCGUGUGAUUGUGGUUGCUAGACUGUGCAGAGAGCAGACUGACGGUGCGCCGACGGUGACCUUCCAAAAGUGCUGAACGAUGGCGUUGAAAUGUGGCGGUGACUCGGCGAGUUUUAAAGCUACAAUCGCUGCGCAGGAGAGGCUCUUGUCCCCCUUUCAUGCUAGGUGCAGUCGGCCGCAAAUGUUUACGAGACACGAGUUCCAUGAGAAUGUGGAUUUCUGCCCUGUUGAGGCACGGCACUUUGGAUUUAAUGGAUCACCUUGUAGGUCGCAAGAAGUGCUACAGACUGAAACUUUGAAUUGGAGGCGCCGUGGGAACUUUUUCUUUCCGCAAAGCCCGCGUGCCGUAAACUUUUGUGGACGACUGUACAUAAAGCUGAUGUCUGGCGACAUUGAAGAUCAGAUGCAGCUGCUUUUAUAUGCUAGAAUGAGUUGCUGGGACCCCUCUCAGGUGUCAAUUUUACACCUAGGCCGGCAAGACUCAAACUUUAAAACGGCGAUGCUUAAACUGGCACGGUGAGUCGACAAACCUGAGAGCAACUAUAUCAAGCUAUAUAGCUGUGAAAAUGGCUCACGAUGAGCCAUUUUGUUCUCGAGUGUACCGAAUCAUCGAUGCCCGAUUGCAUUUAAGUUCGUGAUGCGGCCGCUUCCUGAUUAUGCAAGCCAGCGUUGCACUGCUUGAGCAUGUUGACACUGUCGGUCGAAUGUCACACCCCUGAAAGUUGUUAAGGCAAGAACUACACAUCGAGAAAGCAUUAUACACAUUGCUCUGGCAACAUAUUUUUAUGCUAACUGCUCACACCAGGAUAAGCAAGGUGAUUGCAGGCAGCAAGAGUAUUGGAGGCCCUCAAGAUGUAAGCAGCAAUGAGUAACCUUAUUACAGGCUGCAAAUAAGAGUUGGUACAGUAUGUCUUCUGAGAAAGCUGCAAGCCACUGAGAUUACAAUGAUGCAGUUUGAUCCAAUUACGCUUUCUUCAAGGAAGCAAUUCUGCCACUGCUCCUUGUAUUGUGUCUUUUCCAAUGUAAGCAAGAUGGCAAGGUUAGGAAUGACAAAUCAUUGAGCGGUGCACACUCAAACAAGCCAAGUCAUGCCUUGCAAACUCCAGUGCACAUUUUCACAGGGCAGCUUGCAAGCUUAUAGGUGCAGACAACAGAUGUGAAAUGCUGGGACCAUACGCAAGUGACCUAAUGAGCACACAAAGUUGCUUUGUGCAUGUUUUUAAGGUUGAAGGAAAUAUCUUUAUCCACACUCAGGAAUGUGCACAAGUAAAAAAAAAAAAAGGCAUUGUAGAAUAAUGUGAACUGCUGCAGCUGUAUCUGCUACACAAGACAUCUCAGGAAAACCUUUCAUGGGCAAAGUAAUGCCGCCAUCGAGCAUCCUUUUCUUCUGGGCCUUGGGAACGAAGCUUAAUUAAGUCUUCAAAUUUCAACCAUACUAACUUUACAAUUCCACUGCACUUUUACACUUCCUACUUUUUAAGCACACUUUCAAGUAAAGUGGCACUAUUUUGUCUUGGUAAAACAAAUAAAUAUGUAACACAUAUUUACCUGUCUUACUAAAACAAAAUAGUUCACUGACUGAGCACUAUUUCACUAUGAAACUGCAACGGCUAGGCAUUUAACUUAACAGUGCUGUUAAAAAGGGGUUGUGUGUACUACAAUUAGCAGCACAAGAUGUCCUGGUAUUACUUGUAUGCAAGUUUCUGUCAAAACAAUUAUAAACUAGCUCUGUCAUGUUUUCUCGCCAUGUUGCUGUCAUCUAAUGAGUAGUAUUUCUUUUCUUUAAAUGAUGCCCUCCUAUUGACACUUUUCUCCUGACACUUGCACGGCCAAAGCUUUUUAAUCACUAUUUUUAUUCCAUAAACUGCCUUAUAUACCUUGUGCUGUUUUUUUGACAUGCUUUAUGUACAAUUGAUUUAUAAUAGCAUACAUAUCCCUUAAUAUAAUGAUCUGUGUUUUUCUUCAUAAUGUAUAUACAAACAAAGGAAUCUAUACACAUGUAUGCCUUAUAAAUAUGCAUUUGUUUACAACGAAGCUUGUAUGAAAACAUUAUUUGUACACUCCUAGUCACAUGUCGUUCAUCAUGCUCAUCCUCAUCAUCUGUAGAUUUGUAGUCAUAUUGGAAAGUAUGCACGUGCCUUCAUUGUUCCAGCCUGAAUAAAGACUGAAGAUACUGAAAGUGCAAACAG